Messenger RNA from Laccaria bicolor S238N-H82, 348 nucleotides. RefSeq lists its product as uncharacterized. Lineage: Eukaryota; Fungi; Basidiomycota; Agaricomycetes; Agaricales; Hydnangiaceae. The annotation marks the transcript as partial. The record is from RefSeq and is a predicted model, not a curated record. The transcript has 2 exons.
GUAUCUACCACCCUUCGUGGUUAUACAACUAUCCCUGUGAAGAAAGUUAGAGUUUCGAUUCGGGACGACGAGAACGAUCAAUACCGCUUUACGGUCUAUUUUCGACAUGACCAGCUCCUGGGUGUCAACGGCGCCGCUGGUACUCUGGCGCCCUUUGUCCCGUGGACGGGGGACUUCAUCGUCAUCCAGGAAGGUUAUCGAUACAAUUAUAUUGGAUUGGCCAGCUGGUACGCUUACAAUAUGGCGCAUAGGGCAGCUCGUGUGUGCCUUUCUCGAUCAUGCCCACGAAUGCAUUCAAGCCGCUGGAGGGGAAGAUGCUUUUUCGGUUAUCUUCCCAACCCAGAUUGA